AUGCUCCGUUCAAUGAAAGCCAAACACGUUCGCAUGGUCAUCGCUGGCCUCUCCUUCAUUGUUUCCAUCAUAAUCUUGGGGACAAUACCCACCUGGGUGGAACGUGAAAAAUGUUGGGAAAUUUGUGUGUGGAAGCAUGUUUGCCUGCUGCAGAUUGUAGGUGGAUUGUGCCUAUUUUUGGGCUCCAUAAAGAGCAAUCAAUGGCUCUUCUUGCCCUGGCUGGUGUCUGCCUGUAUUUUUAUCUAUACAUUGCUUUACAAGUCGGUAUUAUAUUAUUUUCACCUUGAGGACAGAAUAUUGAUGGUGGUUCCCCUUUUUCAAACCAUUGCUGGUUUCUGGUGCUACUUUGUAUUCGACGUCUUCCAGGACUUUCUCCUUUGCCACGGUCAGAGGAAUCACAUAAAUCUCAGUAAUUGAUCGCACUUC
Messenger RNA from Drosophila serrata, 426 nucleotides. RefSeq lists its product as uncharacterized. Lineage: Eukaryota; Metazoa; Arthropoda; Insecta; Diptera; Drosophilidae. The record is from RefSeq and is a predicted model, not a curated record.